GUCUGAAGCGUGUUUACAUAAAAACAACGUCCAAUCAAAUUACUUAAGUUUAUUUAUAAUCAAAUUAAUAACUUUUUCAUAAGUUUAUAUUUCAUAACGCAAUCAUGUUCAUGGCAUUUAAGGGGCGACAAAUUGCUGCCACACUUAUUUCUUCGACCGGCGCCUUGCGAUUUCGCUUUACACAUAACUGUUUUGUUUUAAACAAAAAGAUGAAACUCGCUCCAACUGUGAAGCUAAACAAUGGCCACGAAAUGCCUAUAUUGGGCCUGGGAACCUACCAGUUAAAGAAAACACGUUGUGAGAAUGCAGUGCGCUAUGCACUAGAAUCGGGCUAUAGGCACAUAGACACCGCCUACCUUUACGGCAAUGAAGCGCUGAUUGGAAAAGUUCUUAAAGGUCUGAUAGGAGAGGGAAAGAUAAAGCGCAGUGAGGUGUUCCUUACCACCAAGCUGUGGGACAUCUACCACGAACCCGAGCGUGUGCGCUAUGCCUGUGAGCUGCAGCUGAAGCUGCUCGGCCUUGACUACAUCGAUCUGUACCUGAUGCACUCGCCCGUGGGUGUCAAAUAUGUCACGGACGCUGAUCUAAUGCCACACGAAGGCGACAAGUUGUGCACCAAUGCCGUGGACUUUGUGGACACCUACAGGAGCAUGGAGCAACUUGUUGAUCGAGGACUGGUGCGCAGUCUGGGCGUGUCCAAUUUUAAUAUUCUCCAAUUGGAAAGGCUCUGGCAGAGUUGUCGCAUCAAGCCAGCGUCGCUGCAGAUAGAAUGUCACCCGGAAUUGAUUCAACUGCCGCUGCUGCAGUUUUGCAAGGCGCGCGGCAUCGCUGUCGUUGCCUACUCGCCCCUGGGCCGCCCGAAGACCAGCAAAGCCCUGCCCUCAUUCUACACAGACGCCGAGCUGCUGGCAAUAGCACACAAAUAUGGCAAGACGCCCGCACAAUUGGCACUCAGAUAUUUGAUAGACAUUGGCACGUUGCCCAUACCAAAGGCGGCUCAGGAGUUGCACAUUGCCGAGAAUUUGGAUAUCUUUGACUUCAGCUUAGCGCCGCCGGAGCUCGAGCAGCUGGGAAAACUCAAUCGAGGGCUGCGCAUUUGGAAGUUUCUGAAAGCAAAAGAUCAUCAGCAUUAUCCAUAUGAGACUUAGCACUUACCUGGCAAUAAAUUUGCUCAUUU
Drosophila guanche is the source of this 1177-nucleotide messenger RNA. Its product is annotated as 1,5-anhydro-D-fructose reductase. Gene Ontology annotation, molecular function: aldose reductase (NADPH) activity. Bases 105 to 1148 code for a protein of 347 amino acids. The record is from RefSeq and is a predicted model, not a curated record. NCBI's taxonomy places the organism in Eukaryota, Metazoa, Arthropoda, Insecta, Diptera, Drosophilidae. The transcript has 5 exons. Gene Ontology annotation, cellular component: cytosol.